Messenger RNA from Colletotrichum navitas, 708 nucleotides. RefSeq lists its product as uncharacterized. Bases 1 to 708 code for a protein of 235 amino acids. The transcript has 2 exons. Lineage: Eukaryota; Fungi; Ascomycota; Sordariomycetes; Glomerellales; Glomerellaceae. The record is from RefSeq and is a predicted model, not a curated record.
AUGAUCUCGUUCACUCUCCUGGGCCCAUUGGGCGUCUUGCUAGCCGGAGCGUCCAGCGCCGUGGCGUUCGACAGAAUUAGCAUUCAGUCUACCGUCAAUGCCGACACUGAGGUCGAAGUCACGAUCCGCAACGACAUCGCCGACGGGGCCAGCUCUUUCGAUGCCGGCUUCACCAACUACAACCUCUACCUUGCAACGACCCCGCCGGGCUGGGGUACCGGCCCGGUGUGCCUCUUGGCCAAUGGGACCAAGAUCGACGUCACCUCCGUAAAGGUCAAGAUCCCUGCCGACGCCGUCCCCGACUCUGCCGAUCUCAAGAUAACCGCGAUGGAGUGGAACUCGGACCCGACCAAGGACGGCCCGUCGGGCUUCGAGUACAGCAAUGAAUUCACCUUUUCCGGGGGAACAGGGGAGUGGAGCAAGACCGAACUGGAUGGCCAGUCGCUGGGUGAAAUGAACAGCCUUCCGUGUUCUGCUUACGCGUGCGCCCGCAAGUGCAACGACAAGUACUUUGAGGAGAGAAACACGACGAGCGAGGACCCCAACGUCUACAAGAACACGUACGAAUGCGUUGCUGCGUGCCCGGGCACCACCUUCCCUUCAUGGGACUCCAUCGUCAACGACGACGGCGGCUCCGGCGGUGGUCCCUUCGACGACGCCUACGGCCGCUCCAUCUUCGUCGAAUCCCGCAUCCUCCUCGCAGUCUAG